AUGCACAGAUACAAUAGUAGACAAAUUAAGCUGAUAGAUGCAAAGACGUGGAAAAACACUCUAAAAGAGGCGAUGAAAAGGCUGAACCAAUUAGAACUGGAGUCUAGGCUGCGAAAAGAAACAUUCAAAACAACAAAGCUCUACAGAUGAGCAACUGAAGGAAUGGAAACAACGCAAAUCGCUCUUUAUGUGGUUAUGAACUCACACAUGGAAACUGCGAUAGGAGCAAUGCAUAGGAUGAGAGCAGGCUUCAAUAGCAGCAAUGAAUGCGCGUUCACCAGACACUUAUGUAGCAACCCCAAAUGUACGACAUGCGAAAUAGCAGAAUCUGAAGAACACAUACUCGUAGACUGCCCAUUAUACGCUGGCCACAGGAAAGAGAUGAUAGAAGGGAUCGUAAAGGCGUUACAAGGAUUGGCCGAGGAAGAAAUAGCCCCGCUACUGCGAAAUUGACAGACCCCACAACCCACCUCACCACAGGCACAACCACCCCCUGCACCACAGACUAUAGAUCCACCACAUGUACCACAAGCGGUACAGUUGCAACAUCCGUCACAAACACCACAAAAUAUACAGUCGUUACAAUCCCCGCAAUCAGACCAACUGCCACUACACCUGAAAUCGCCACAGUCACUGCAUUCAGCACAGGUACAGUCAUCACACCCAAAGUCAUCACAAUCACUGCAGGCAGUACAGGUGCAGCACUCAGCACAAGCGAUAGGUGCAUCACAGUCACUAAACCCAACACAAUCAUUACAGGCUCCACAAACAAUACAGCUGUCACAUUUAGAAUCACAACAAUCAUUGCAACCAAAGCAAGUACAGCAUUCAACACAAGUACUAAUGCAUCCUUCGCAAUUACUACAGGUAUCACAACCGAUACAGACACCACACUCUGAUUCACUACAGUCAAUGCAAUCAUUACAGAUGCAACACUCAACACAAGCACAGUCAUCGCUUGCACCGCAGGCUACAACCCCGUCACAUACACCACAGGCGAUACAGUUGCAACACCCAACACAAACUCCACGAAAUUUACGGACGUUACAGUCUUCACAAUCAGACCAACUGCCACCACACUUAGAAACGCCACAACCACUGCAGUCGACACAGGUACAGUCAUCACGCUCAAGAUCGCCACAGUCACUGCAAACAGUACAGGUGCAAUACUCAGCACAAACGACAAGUGCAUCACAGUCACUACACCCACCACAACCGCUACAAGCUCCACAAACAGUACAAUCGUUAUGUUCAGAGUCACUGCAGUCAAAACAAAUACAGCAUUCAAUACAAGAACAAAAUGUGCCACAUUCAUUACAUCCAUUGCAAUUAUUACAAGUAUCACAACCGAUACAGACACUACAUUCUGGAAUACUACAGUCAUUGCAAUCAUCACAGACGCUACACUCGACACAGACGACAAUACAAGUGCCGCAACCACUGCACCCAUCGCAACCUUUACAGGCUACACACCUAGCACGACCGAUACAGGCACCUCAGCUGAAACAACCAAUACGUUCAGAAUCUCCACAACCGCUGCAAUCGACAGGGGCACAACACUUAGCACAAACACUACUAAUGAUGCAAUCGACACAUCCGGCACCACUUCCAUCUCAAUCAACACACUCUCCGCAUCCAACACAGCAGAUGCAUCCAUUACAAGUACUGCAAACUGAGCAGGUAACGCAAGUAACGCUGCACCCGUGGCAGGAACUACAACCAGUUUUAGAACUGGAUGAGUUGAACUUGGAAGACAUGAUUCAGGGAUGGAUGGAACAGGACUGAGUAGUAGCAGACUCACAGAUGGAGAUGAAACAGUCUAGGCCAGUGCAAUCCACACAGGAAGAUCCACAACGUACACCGACAAAUCUAGCCGCACCAAUAUACUGAUCAAAUGGAGAUAACGCAGGAUCAGCAAGAGAUGAAGAUGAAGAAGUAGAAGAUGCAGGAAAUGUUAAAUUACUGGACAUAUUAUUAUGUAGUUGCAGAUAUGAAAGGAUAGCUUACAGUUGAAUAGAAAGGGGUAAAAGGGACGUAGUUCAGGAGAUAGAUAGAAUUGUCAAGCUGUACCAUAUGGAGAUACUCAAGGAAAGAGCUGCAAUGCAUAUCACAUUCAAGGAUGCACCAGUGAUGACUCAGAGGAAAAUAACGACAUGAAUAAAAAUCGAUCCAUAA
Messenger RNA from Blepharisma stoltei, 2175 nucleotides. The record is from the annotation of a GenBank genome assembly. Lineage: Eukaryota; Ciliophora; Heterotrichea; Heterotrichida; Blepharismidae.